This is a messenger RNA of Leptidea sinapis, 1544 nucleotides long. RefSeq names its product eukaryotic initiation factor 4A-III (gene eIF4AIII). Bases 251 to 1468 code for a protein of 405 amino acids. The record is from RefSeq and is a predicted model, not a curated record. NCBI's taxonomy places the organism in Eukaryota, Metazoa, Arthropoda, Insecta, Lepidoptera, Pieridae. The transcript has 5 exons. Gene Ontology annotation, molecular function: ATP binding; RNA helicase activity; mRNA binding. Gene Ontology annotation, cellular component: nucleolus; catalytic step 2 spliceosome.
UUAUCAAAUUGUUUCUCACAUCUCAAAUCUCAAUAGCUUGUCACGAAUAUUUAGUAGUGGUUAUUUUACAAAUAUUAUAAUUUAGCUUUAUUUGAAAAGUAAUACAUAUAUAGUAAAUAAUACUGUUUUGUUCAGUACGUGUUUAACAUAAUAUAUUAUAAGAAACUAUAUUGAAGGAUUCUUCUACUGAAUUUACAUGUCAGAUUGAAGCGUUUAGAAAGUUUUGAGUAAAACAGUAUAAAUAAACAGGAUGACGGCAUCGGAAGUAUCUCACAAUCGCAAAAUAAUAUCAGAAGAUUUGUCUAAUGUCGAAUUCGACACUAGUGAAGAUGUGGAAGUUAUCCCGACAUUUGAUACUAUGGGAUUGCGUGACGAACUACUUCGGGGAAUAUACACAUACGGUUUUGAGAAACCAUCAGCCAUUCAACAACGUAGUAUCCUACCCAUUGUAAAAGGGAGAGAUGUCAUUGCACAAGCACAAUCAGGAACGGGCAAGACUGCAACAUUCUCAAUUUCAAUACUGCAGUCACUGGACACUACUCUCAGAGAGACACAAGUGUUAGUGCUGUCCCCUACCAGAGAAUUGGCAACACAGAUUCAGAAAGUAAUCCUUGCUUUGGGAGACUUCAUGAAUGUUCAAUGUCAUGCCUGUAUUGGAGGAACUAAUUUGGGUGAAGACAUAAGAAAACUAGACUAUGGGCAGCAUGUUGUCUCAGGAACACCAGGAAGAGUAUUUGAUAUGAUUCGAAGACGUGUUUUGAGAACAAGAUCUAUCAAAAUGUUAGUGCUUGAUGAAGCCGAUGAGAUGUUGAACAAAGGUUUCAAAGAACAGAUUUAUGAUGUUUAUCGUUAUUUACCACCAGCAACACAAGUUGUUCUCAUAUCAGCUACAUUGCCACAUGAGAUUCUUGAAAUGACAUCUAAGUUUAUGACAGAUCCUAUAAGAAUUUUGGUGAAGCGUGACGAGUUGACACUAGAAGGCAUAAAACAGUUCUUUGUAGCUGUCGAACGUGAGGAGUGGAAGUUUGACACACUGUGUGAUCUGUAUGAUACACUGACAAUCACACAGGCAGUUAUAUUUUGUAACACUAAGAGGAAGGUAGAUUGGCUGACCCAGAAGAUGCAAGAAGCAAACUUUACAGUCAGUUCCAUGCAUGGUGAUAUGCCACAAAAGGAAAGAGAUAAUAUAAUGAAGGAAUUCCGAUCGGGCCAAAGCCGUGUACUAAUCACAACUGAUGUAUGGGCAAGAGGAAUUGAUGUUCAACAAGUGUCAUUGGUCAUCAACUAUGAUUUACCCAACAAUCGUGAGUUGUAUAUCCACAGAAUUGGCAGAUCUGGCCGUUUUGGACGUAAGGGUGUUGCAAUAAACUUUGUGAAGUCUGAUGACAUCAGGAUCUUGAGAGACAUUGAGCAGUACUAUUCUACACAGAUUGAUGAGAUGCCAAUGAAUGUUGCUGAUUUAAUCUAAGUUUAUUUGAUUUUGUACUUAGUAUAUUACCAUUUCUAUAAUUACACCUGUGUAAUAAAUAAAUAUUAAAUAUAAA